This is a messenger RNA of Sparassis crispa, 1506 nucleotides long. RefSeq lists its product as hypothetical. Lineage: Eukaryota; Fungi; Basidiomycota; Agaricomycetes; Polyporales; Sparassidaceae. The transcript is spliced from 15 exons. Gene Ontology annotation, biological process: lagging strand elongation; mitotic DNA replication initiation; leading strand elongation. Gene Ontology annotation, cellular component: alpha DNA polymerase:primase complex. Gene Ontology annotation, molecular function: DNA replication origin binding; chromatin binding; DNA-directed DNA polymerase activity. Bases 1 to 1506 code for a protein of 501 amino acids. The record is from RefSeq and is a predicted model, not a curated record.
AUGCAGGUAUCUUGGUGCAAAGUCGAAGCAACGGUGUCGGACCCGAAAGACGUCAAUGCAUUCUCUGAUACGGACAUCCAAUUUCCCAAGGAAACACCGCCAUUAACCGUGAUGAGUCUCGGCCUCAACACCGUUGUCAAUCACAAGGAGAACAACCGCGAGAUUGUGUGUGCCACGGCAAGGAUCUGGUCGAACUUGCAAAUUGACGAUCCUACGCCUCCAGAGGCUCUUCCGUGUUCUGUACAUACGUUUGUUCCACCUUUGGACCGCUUCCCGCCAAACUUCGAAAACGAGUGGAUGCUGCUGAACAGCUUGCUUGACCCUGAUGUCAUUGUUGGGCACGAGUUCCUUGGGGUCGCUCUGGACGACCUUAUCCACCGUAUGAGAGAAUUGCAAGGGAGCAACCUGCGAUUCAUCAAUGGGAGGUUGGUCUGCGAUCUUGCUAGUGAUGGUGCGAAGGGCAUGAUCUCGUCCACAACGUGGUCGCUCACCGAAAUGUGCAAGACUCAUCUCAAGAGUGAGAGGCAGGAUAUCGACCCGAUGAUACUGCCAGCUACUUCGACAGUGGCAUGCUUACUACUAGAUGGUGCUGGCGGCCAAGGUACAGAUGCAUCGUUUGACGAGGCAACUGACGAAUUUGGCUGGAAACUCAUGGAACAAGACGCUCAACGGUGGACGUGCCGAGAGAAACGAGUGUACGGCAAGAUGGCUGCCACUGUUGAGAAGAUCGAGGCACGGGAUAUUGAUGCAGAAGGAGGCAAGACGACCAAAGGCAAGCGGGAUAAGUCUUCGAACCCAAGCGAGUACAACAUCGACUUCAUGAUUGUUGACAGGAUGGAGGAUGAGGAGGGUGAAGAAAAAAUCCCAGAAUCACUGAGUCCUGAGGUUGCCCAGGGCGUUCUUCCCCGUCCCAUUGCUACUCUUGUCAACAGGCGUAGGCAGGCCAAAAGUCUAAUGAAAGACCGCAAAGCGACACAAUCACAGUUGCUUCAGUGGGAUAUCAAACAGAUGGCAUUGAAGCUUACAGCGAACAGUACUUGCGGUUGUCUGGGAUUCGAGUACUCCAGGUUCUACGCCCUCCCCUCGCUGCCCCCACGACGUUCAAGGGUCGUUGUCUAUGGAGAUACGGACUCGGUCUUCAGUCCCAAAAAAGCGGUCAAUGGUCGCUACAAACUCUUGGAGAUUGACCUCGAUGGUAUCUUCCAACGUUUGCUCCUGUUACAAGAGAAGAAGUAUGCGGCCAUCAAGGUCGAAGAUGGUGGACGACCAUCCACAGAGGUGAAGGGGUUGGACAUGAAGCGCAGAGGGUAUUGUGCGUUAUCUAAGGCGGUGUCUCAAUACGUACCAGACCAGAUUCUGUCGGGAGAGGCGACCGAAACUGUCGUUGAACGGAUACACGAGUAUCUCACAACUAUGGGCGAGGAUAUUCGCGCAGGCAAGAUCAAGUUGGACGAGUUCAUCAUCCCAGAGGACCACCCUAAUGCUAAGAGCCAGCCACAUGUCUAA